AGAUGAUCCCUCCUCCUCCAGAGCUGACGGAGUACGCGAGUGCUGCUCGAGACAGGAAGGACUGCUGAGCACUGAAUGCUAACAAGGGGGAGAGAGAGUACAUGUCCACGGCGAGCGGAAAGGUGGGGGGUUCAACAGCGAGAUAUGGAGAAAUACAAUUAACCUGCAAUGUGCCAACGCCAAAUUCACGCCGAUCACAACCAUCCUCACCACCGAUCAUCAUCCUCAUCCUCACCGCCACCAACAGCGCGAGCGUCCUCGUCUUUUUUCGCCUGAGUGAAAUGUAUCGGGACUGCAUGGGAUCUUUUUUCUGACAAUGGAGAUUGAGAAUAUCGUGGCCAACACCGUGCUGCUGAAGGCGAGGGAAGGAGGAGGAGGGAAACGGAACGGGCGGAGCAAGAAAUGGAAGGAGAUGCUCAAACUGCCUCAUAUAAGCCUCUGUGAGGAACUUAGACGCACUGUUGAGAGGGAUUACACUAGCCUUUGUGAGAAGCAACCAAUUGGUCGACAGUUGUUUCGGCAGUUUUGUGACACGCAGCCCAAAUUACAGCGGUGCAUAGAGUUCCAGGAUGCCGUGGCAAUGUAUCAGUUGGCUCCGGAUGAGAAGAGAAGAGACGUUGGUUUAAAUAUUUUAGACACAUAUUUUAAUAAUGGGUCGGCAGCUCAUCUACCAGAGAUGGCUCAGGAUGUGGUUGGGGAAUGCAGGCAGAAACUGGAACAGAGUCCCUGUAAAGAGCUGUUCCAGGAGUGUACCAGGAUAGUUCGUGAAUAUUUAAGCGGAGAGCCAUUCUCAGCAUAUCAGGAGACUAUGUACUUUUCCCGUUUUCUUCAGUGGAAGUGGUUGGAGAGGCAACCAGUUACCAAAAACACUUUUAGACACUACAGGGUAUUGGGCAAGGGCGGAUUUGGUGAGGUUUGUGCCUGCCAGGUUCGUGCCACUGGUAAGAUGUACGCCUGUAAAAAGCUGGAGAAGAAACGGGUGAAGAAAAGAAAAGGUGAAGCAAUGGCAUUAAAUGAAAAACGCAUUUUAGAAAAAGUUAACAGUAGUUUUGUAGUUAGUUUGGCAUAUGCAUAUGAGACUAAGGACGCUCUAUGUUUGGUGUUGACUAUAAUGAACGGUGGUGACCUGAAGUUUCAUAUCUAUAACAUGGGAAACUCGGGCUUUGAUGAACAGCGUGCCAUCUUUUAUGCAGCAGAGAUCUGCUGUGGCUUAGAGGACCUUCAUCGAGAGAGGAUCAUCUACAGAGACUUGAAGCCUGAGAAUAUUCUCCUUGAUGACCGUGGGCACAUCCGUAUUUCUGAUCUGGGACUGGCCGUCCAAAUUCCAGAGGGUGAGACGAUACGAGGGCGCGUUGGCACGGUGGGAUACAUGGCACCGGAGGUCAUUCAGAAUGAGAGCUACACCUUCAGUCCCGACUGGUGGGGUUUGGGCUGCCUGAUAUACGAAAUGAUUCAAGGACAGUCUCCUUUCCGUCGCCGCAAAGAGCGUGUGAAGCGAGAGGAGGUGGACCGCCGUGUAUGCGAGGACCAGGAGGAAUACACUGACAAGUUCUCUGAAGAUGCUAAAGACAUAUGCCGACAGUUGUUAUGUAAAGAUCCGAAGGAGCGCUUGGGGAGUCGAGGUUGUGGAGCGGCUGAAGUCAAACUGCAUCCUAUUUUCCGAAACAUCAACUUCAAGCGAUUGGAGGCCAACAUGCUAGACCCGCCGUUCUGUCCUGAUCCACGUGCUGUGUAUUGCAAGGAUGUUCUGGACAUAGAGCAGUUUUCUACAGUCAAAGGUGUAAACCUGGACCCUACUGAUGAUGACUUCUACCACAAGUUUGUAACAGGAAGUGUCUCCAUCCCAUGGCAAAAUGAGAUGAUUGAGAUGGAGUGCUUUAAAGAGAUUAAUGUGUUCGAGAUGGACGGAGCACUGUGUUCUGAUCUGGAUGUGAACAACCCAAAUCCAGCUCCCAAGCGAGGAUUCUUCUAUCGUUAUUCCGCCGAGAGGCAAGUGCUAGCGUGCCGCCCGCUGCAGUCAGAGGGGGUGGGGCUUGAGGUUUGUUUUAGGAGUGCCAACAGUGAGGAGGAGGAGCCAUCUUGACUUAAAACCACUCCCACUUCCCAUCAGCUGCCAGUCAGAAUGCUAAACGUAUGAAUGUUCAACUGUAUUUAUGAACUGUAUUAAACUGUAUCAUAAUUAAAGAAAAGGGUAUGAGUUUAAAGAAUUUUGUACAUUUGUACUUGAAUUAUGUGUAGAUGUAUAUUUUCACUAAAGGUUGUAUUGUACAAAAAGCCAUAGAAAUACCACUUGAAUGCAUAUAUAAUGUUUUUAUUGUUAUUAUUUUUCAUCUGUACUGAAUAUGAAAUGUGUGUUUCUUUUUAAGCACAAUAUAAACCCUCACUUUUAUUUUUUAAUGCUAACCUCCUGUUAGCACUGCCUUUGUUUGUAUGUUAGAUUGUCUGGCUGGACAGAUUUGGUGCACUUGUUUUGUACAGUGGGGUAAGAUAAAUGAACAUAAAGAAAGGAGUACAAAUGAUCUAUUCAUCAUUAUCGUUUCUAGUGGUCAGCUGAAAUGGGUUGAUGGCUGAUGGUCAAUUGCUGAUAAAAUGCUAUAGCCUAAAUAUACUGUACAGUGGGGUCCAAAAGUCUGACAACACUUAGCAAAAUGCUUCUGUUUUUUAUAUUUCUAAUUCAGUACAAUUAAAAAUUUAAAUACAAAUUAUAUGAUCAGCAUAACAAUUUGGGUAAAGGUUGAACUGAAAAUUAACCAGAAUAUUCAGAAUGUCAUAGUAUAACCAAAUUUGCUUAUUUGAUUAGUAAACUACAAAAAAAAAAAAAAA
Cyprinus carpio (common carp) is the source of this 2823-nucleotide messenger RNA. RefSeq names its product G protein-coupled receptor kinase 4-like. Gene Ontology annotation, cellular component: cytoplasm. Lineage: Eukaryota; Metazoa; Chordata; Actinopteri; Cypriniformes; Cyprinidae. The record is from RefSeq and is a predicted model, not a curated record. Gene Ontology annotation, molecular function: ATP binding; G protein-coupled receptor kinase activity. Gene Ontology annotation, biological process: signal transduction; regulation of signal transduction; protein phosphorylation.